GAGCACAUACCCUUAUACUAGCGGCAGAGGCUAUUACUCAAACGUCUCGGGUUGGGGCUCUAGUGCAUAUGGAGAAGACUCAGUUGAUUACGGCCUUAAUUACUCAUCCUAUUCACCAUUGAGCCAAGAUCCUGUGAAUAUGGUUCCAUCAUACCGAUACGGUUCCGCUGGGAGGACAUCCGUAUAUGUCGACCCAGAAGCCUCGAAUUACUCCUAUGGUAAUCUUGUUCACCGCCCCGCUGUGAGCCAUGAUCUUCCAACGCUCUCCUUAUCUGGUCAAUACCCCAGCAGCAGCAAGUCCUCAGCCUGCCAUUCAUCGGAUGUGGGAUACACCGGCCUAAACUCAACUUUUGACACGUAUGGCUCGGCAACUCUCCCAUCCAAUGUGUCUGCAAGAUCAGCCCACCCCGAUGCAGGCACAUACCAAUCUACAGCCGGUGCUGCGGGUGCUGCUGGCGAUGGAGUAGACAAUACAGAACACCCUUCCUACCGCAGUGCUCAUGAGUCUGAUAGCUAUAUCUACAGCGACAGACUUGACAACCGGCGGGAUUUGCGUACUAGUGGAAGUACUGGUGCCGGAUCCGUUCUCUCGAAUGGCCAGAUUUACAUUCCGGAAACACAGUCUCAUGCAUCGGCCCAUGGUUACUCCAUAUCUGCAACAAACACUGCUGCUGCUGGAGCUACUGUACAGCCUGGUGGCAUCGAGGGAGCUACAACAGCGGUUGGCGCUGGAGGCGGCUGUGUUACGUCACAGGUCCAGGCGGCUGGCCACCGUCGCUCUGCGGGUAAUCUACGCGGCGCGUAAUGCCAGAAUAUCUCGACUCCGCAUGGUUGGCUGCAAACUUCGAGCCACGGCUGAAGCCGUGACUCGCAGGUCUAUGCUGUGCCACCGAACCUGGGCGGGGUCCGGCCCUGG
Truncatella angustata is the source of this 916-nucleotide messenger RNA. RefSeq lists its product as uncharacterized. NCBI's taxonomy places the organism in Eukaryota, Fungi, Ascomycota, Sordariomycetes, Amphisphaeriales, Sporocadaceae. The coding region runs from base 140 to 805 and encodes 221 amino acids. The transcript has 2 exons. The record is from RefSeq and is a predicted model, not a curated record.